UCCUCUUGGUUUUUCCAUCAUUCCUUUAUCCAGAUGUCUGUUGCUAAAACAGAAAUGCUACAUAAAGUUAAUUAUAAACAGAUGCUAACCAGACGUCAGCUGAUGGUACAACAGGCAACUACCUGAGAAACCUGAGCAAGCCCUAGAAAGGAAGAGUGAAGAAAUACAAGACAUGAGACUACCAGAAAACAAGGGGGAACAACAGAAAAGCUCUGUCUGAGAGCAGUGAGAAAGGCAGAGAGGGGUGUGCGUGGGUAUGAGAGAAAGACAGAGAGAGAGAGAGAGGAGGGAGCGUGUGAGACAGGGAGGCAGUCUGUCAUUGUGAAACAGCACUGGCUGGAAUACACAUGUGAGUUUGCAGUUCCUCUUUGCGAACUUGAAUAGAGGCCAGUGCAGUCCUGGAGCUGGAGCAGUCAGAAGGGGGAGGACUGACCAGCAUGGAGCUUCAGUCACCCCAAAAGAGCUGAAUAACAGCACAGCACAGCUCCGACGAGACGGAGAGAACAAGGCAGACAAGAAAAGAAGGGAAGAUCCCCUCGGAAGUGUUCUUGUAUGUAGGUAAUAUGUGACGGGAUUGGAGUAAGUGACAGGUGAGGAUGUCCAGGAGCAGCUCCACAGGGGAUCUGGUGCCCAAGGACAUCAUGGAGAUGCUGGCCCUGCAGAAUAAAAUAACAAAGAGCAGGAAGAAGCGUGGCUCAUCUCUGAGUCGGACUUUCAGCUGGUUUAAAGGCAGUAAACCAAAGAGGCUUGUCAGUAAUGGUCAAAGUCGGUCAGGGAGGUUGGGAGAUUGGACUGGAGAGUGUACUACCACCAGACAGGAUGCUGACGAUCAUGACGUUUCCAAAGCUGGACAAAAGAAAGAUGAGCAUAUGAAACUGACAGUGCAUUAUACAGCCUCCCAACACUACCAAGAGAAUGUGUUCAUUGAAGGUAGCAGGCCAAAGUAUCUGGAAGAUCUGCACACUGAAGCCCAAGAAGGACUUAAAAUACUACAACAGGAGGAGCAUAACAUUGCAAGGGAUCUUGAGGAGGAUCAGCCUGUUUCCACAGUAAUGGCACAACAAGAAAAUUAUGUCAACUGUGAAGAAAGAGAUGGACAUCUGAGCUUUGACAGCACUGCUGACCACUCCAUUACAUCAGUGUCUACUGUAUCUGCAGUGUCCUCAAGACCUGUGCUAACACGACAAGGUUCGACAUUUAAGCCUUUGAACACUGUGAAGAGGCUGGACAACCCAAGAAAAAGGAGUAGAAGAACAACAAUUAUGGGCAUACCACAACAGGUUCAGAGAGAACUAUCUAUGGGGAGGGGAGCUUUACUACAACUCCCAACUGAUGAAGAUGAUGAUUCAUCUGGUAGAAUCAUAAUCCCAACAAUUGAUGGAGAGGUGCCUAUAACAAAUCAUGAAGGGGCACGUGUACACCUACAGGAUAUUGAAGCCCUUCAGAUUUCCAGAGAUGAUCAACUUCUCAGGCACCACAUACAUGCUGUGUACAGAGACGACUUCCUUCUAAAUACCAAAUCUGGACCACAAAUUUCCCAGAGACCCAGGUCUCUUGCUGUACCUGGAAUAACAACUUCCUCUGCCCUCUUGCAAGAACCACAAGGUCCCGUGAUGUCUAUCUCACCACAGGCUACCUAUUUAUCCACAGUUAUUCCUAAUGCAAUUCUACCUUCUGCAAUAGAUGUGAUAGAAAUUGAUAGAAGCUGCAACCGGCGGAGUGUACGUACAGUUAGCAAGAGCAGCUUAGCACCUGCAAGUCCAGCUUCUUCACGCUCAGGAGGUGGUACUCAUGAUGAACCAAAUUCCACCAGCUCUAAAUGGAGCCAUUCACAAUCUUCUGAGACUAUUGUCUCCCACACCUCCACCAUCUCCUUCAAAGGAAGCAUACCAUCUUCACAUGUAACAGACAGCAUGAAGGAAGUCACAGAUUUAAAUGAGGAACAGAUGAGUUUUAAGAGCUUAGUCAGUUGCUCAAGUUCCACCAGUAAAGCAGGCAGUCAGAGACUGGAACAAGGGGAACUAAGUGAUGCUGCAGAGACUGCCCAAAACAGUCGAUUGUUCUCUCGUAAUCUGUCAGUAAUGAAGGCUAAACUACCACCAGCACCACCAAGGAGAACAUACUCUUUACACCUUGAAAACCUUAAGCAAAGGCCAAGGGAACUGGGAGGCAAAAAAGAUUUAAAAUACCUAGGAUCCAAUGGCAGGCAACUGGAUGCAGAUCUUAAUAUGAAAGAAGAUUCUACAUUAUCCUACACUGAAAAUAUCUCUACCCAGUCUCCAUUAUUUGAUGAAUCUAAAUUAUCUGUGACUGCCAGUCCACUCAGACCUGUUCAAGACUCUAUUGAAGCUCAAUCUGAAUCAAUUAACUCAUCCCCACAGGAUAUAUUUGAAAGAACACUAUCACCUUCAAGUGGAUACUCAAGUCAAAGUGGAACACCUACCCAUUCUUCUAAAGACAUCUGUCCUACCUCUCCUGGAAAACAGAAGUUGAAGCCGCCAAAGCCAGAGAGGACAGUGACACGAAUUUCUCCUGCAGUGUCAGUCUCAUCAUCCUUGGUUUCCCUGUCAUCAAAUGUAUCAGAUCCAGCCAAUCAGCUUAAACAAACUCACACCACCCAAUCACAGCCACCAAAGAUCUCCCCUGCUACAACAACAAUAAAAAACAAAGUGACUCCACUACCUACGGCAAACCUCAGGGAAUUGUUUAACAUUCCUCCUCCACCUAAGGUAAAAGCGCCUUGUCCCCCACCCCCUGAAACCUGGGCUCACAAUGAACGCACAACCGAACUUUUAUGUGGUCCAAAUCCAAGUGCCCGCAGGAUAUUUGGGCUCCAAAAACAUUAUCAAACAGACAUUUUAUUGAUGAAAAAUCAGACCACAGCAGAUACCACUAACCUAACUUCUGGACAAAGACAGAUAUCAGUAGAAACUGAAAUGAAUGGAACCCAUUCAGAGAAUAAAGCUGCAAUGUCUGAUAGAAAGGAUGAGCAUAUGCUAGUGCAAGAACAAGUUCCUCUGGAUGAAAGGGAACAAGUGAGUCAUGUUAUAAACAAAAGAGAGCAUGUAAAUUCAGAAGAGCUCAAAAGUGAGGAGGAAAGUCCAGUAAAUUCCAAGAAAUUGCAAACAGCAGACAAGGUUAAUCAAAUAUUGCUGUUAAAAGAGCAAUGUGUCAGCAAGUCAUGUCAUGUUAGCAUUGGCGGUUUGCCAGAGAAUGACCUUUCAACCCCAGAGACAGAGAGAACUGACACAGAAGACCAAUGUUUUGUCAAACAAACCACUGAUAAAGAGAUUCCCAAACAUAAACUCGCACGUAAUCUAAGUGUAGAAGGUCCUAGAGUCAUUGGUAUCCUUCCAUCUCCCUCUCCACCUCCUGAACAUUCUCCUCCUCCACCACCCUCUAAAACGUUUUCAGUAUGCUCAGUGUCUGUACUAUUACAGGAGGAAGAAGUACAGCCUGAGAUGGAACAAGGACUUCUCACUCUGGAGCAUUCCUGGCCUCCACCACCUCCUCCUUUGGACGAGUCAUCUGACUUGGUAUUUGAAGGACAAGAUGAGAUAGACUUCCCUCCACCUCCACCACCAGGCAUGCAAGACUCAUUUAUAGUCAUAUCAGAGCACUACAAGGUAGAAUCAUCAGGACAGAGAGACAGCGUGGCUCCAGAGAAGCCACCUGAUUUAUCAGAUAUAUCCAGUCACACUGAGCAAAAUCAAGAGCCACAAAUUAUUCAGAGCACAACAUUAGUGGAGAAAACAAUAAAUGAAUCUCUACCAGUUGAUAGCAUUCCAAAUAUGUCAGAUGACAAAUUGUUGGAUCAAACACAUGACAAACCACAAUCGUUUGAGAAUGUUUCCCAAGUUUGCAUUGACCUACUUGGUUCAGAAACUCCUGUACCUUCGGAAAUUUCUUUGAAAUCUUCCAAAUCACAUAAUAUACCUUUACAAACUCUGCCUCAAGAAACCCUUCUUUCACCUCAACAUGAUCCUCUGAAUCCACCAGCCACAUUACCUAGAGAUUUAUCACAACACACGUCUCAUGCUCCUGCACUCUCUACUGAUUUGAAAAUUACACCUCCCCUUCCAAUGGAAGAUCAGUCCACAGUUAAUUUCAAAAGACAACCAAGUCUAAUAAGUAAAGAUAGCAGAUGCAAAGGACUUUCAUCAUCGCAGAAAUGUGCACCUAUUCCAAAAGAGGAUGCAAACAUUCCUCUUGUCACACCUUCCCUACUUCAGAUGGUGCGUCUGCGGACUGUAAAUGUUGAAGACCAAGUUAACCUUCUAUCACAAGAAGAUACAGCUGGUACUGAGACCACCCCAGACCAAGAUCUGUCUGUGUCUAUUCAAGUAAUUCCACAAAAACCUGUUCGCAAAUCCAUGCAGUCUCCUGUGAAGUCAUCCUCUGCAUCCUCGGGUCCUUCCAUGCGCCUCCAAGAGGCUAUACGUAUGAAGACAGCUGCAAUGUCUUCCAGUGGCUUCCCAGCAAGGCCCAGUCUACGUUUGCCAACCCCAACUGCAAACAGCAACGACAUGCCUGCACUGUCCCCUAAAACACCUGAUGAUUGUAAGUCCCCUGCCUCUACAGCCAGCUUCAUUUUCUCCAAGAGCACAAAGAAAGUAGUCAUUGAAACAGCCACAUCACCAGAGGCCCAGGCCAGUCUCAAGCAGAGCCUUGCAGCAGAGCUCAUGCAAAUUUCUGAUCAGCAUAAAUCAAUGGUUACAAAUGGAACAAAGAAGCAUCACAAGGUGCCACCACCUGUUGCAAAGAAACCAGUACAUGUAACAAGUCCAUCAGAAAAAGUUGGAACUGUCACAAAGCUUACAAUACUGGGCUCUUCAAGUAAGCAAAACAAUGGAGUAGCAAAUAAUCAACAGACUGACUGAGAGCAACCUGCUGGCCAGUGAGUGCCCUCCACCACAGGUACAAAAGAAAAGACUACACGGUGUCUUGAAUAAUGCUUUGGGAGAACUGUCCAACACAAGGAAAACAAUGUUAGCAAAGACAAUGUGUAGCAAUCAUGGACAAUGUCACUGUUCUAUUGUAAAUGCCUUAGCCUGAAUAUGGCCUUCAUAUUUAUGCAAAAAAAAAAAAAAAAUUGGAGUUGGUUCCAGUUCUUUUGAUACAAUAGCUUUACCGUAGCUUUGGCAUAUUUUUCUACACAAUACAAUUUUUGUCUCUUGUAGUAAGUUUUAAGCCACCUUAUGGUAUUACGGGUGGCUGCUGCAGUUAGAUUUUGUAAAUUCCUCAGUUUAUUCUUUGACUACAAUGUUAAUCUAUCAUCUAGUGGUUAUAAUGGGUAGUAGUCACUGCUGAUCAAAGAGCUUUUUCCCAACACAAAUACACAUUUUUAUGCUCACAAGUACAUAAUUUACCCUCCAUUUACACUAUGUGGCCAAAGGUUUGUAGACACCUGACCAUCACACCCAUAUGUACAUUUUGAACAUUCGAUUCCCCCUUUGCUGUUAUAAUAAUGGCCACUAUUCUGGGAAGGCUUUCCACUAGACUUUGAAACAUUUGCCAAUUCAGCCACAAGAGCAUUGGUGAUGUCAGGCACUGAUUUUGGGCAAGAAGGCCAGCAUUCCAGUUCACCUCAAAGGUGUUCAAUGAGGUUAAGGUCAGUGCUCUGGGCAGGACACUCGAGUUCUUCCACUCCAACCUUGACAAACCAUGUCUUCACUGUCUUCACUUUAUGCACAGGGGCAUUGCCAUGCUGGAACAGGUUUGGGCCUCUUAGAGUGAAGGAAAUUUUAAUGCUACAACCUACAGAGACAUUCUAUACAUUUGUUUGCUUCCAAAUUUAUGGCAACAUUUUGGGGAAGAACCUCAUAUGGGUGUGAUGGUCAGGUGUCAACAUACGUUUGGCCAUAUAGUGUAUAUGUGGAGUGGCUAAUGCUAUGCUAAUACAUUUUGAGAAUGUAUAUAUUUACAUAUUAAUCAAUUUUAUUUGAAACUUACAGAAUUGGCCUCCUGCAUCUGUAUAAUAUGAUACACAUGCUUAAAAAAACAUCACAGUAUAUAUUGAAUGUGCUUGAGAGAUGGGAUUAAUGUUUAUUAUAUUAAAAUGACCUUUUAUUAUAAUUAUUUCUAGAAAAAGCACUUUCCAAGCUACAAAUGCAGAACUAUUUCUAAUGAAAUGACCAAGGCAGUAAAAUUUCUGUAUGUUCCCUGUAAAAUUGAUAUAAAAAAAAAAUAGCUGCUACUUUAUUAAUGUCACAGCACAAAUAGAAUUGACACUUUGGAGAACAAUGUUGCAUUACAAUAUUUGGCUGUUAAAAGUAUUUGGCUAUUUUGGUUUUACAAGUUAAAUCAUGAAUUAGUUCUGGCAUUGUGGAGCCUAUUUUACAAUCAUUUUAGUAAAUUAUACCAGUUAUUUUCAACACCACCAAGUAUUUUCCAGUAUUCUCAAUUAUAUGCAAUGUAUUUUCUCUAUUCAAGUAAAAAUAUCAUUUCAUGUUCUAUAAAACAUUUUGGUCUGAAUGUAUCUUUUGACAUUUUUUGUUUAUAUCUUGCUAAACUGAUCGUUGUCAUUUACACUGUAAGUACAAGUAACAAAAAUUCUCAAAACUGUCAGUGAAUAACAAGGUAAUAAAGUGUGCAAAGUCAUUUGAAUGGGAAACAGCCAAACAGGAUUGAAUCAAAAUGGAAACAACUGUUUUGUUUGGGUUUUUUUUUUCUUUUACUUUUUAUUUAUUAUUUGUUUAUUUCUCUUAUAUACUCUAAUAAAAGCAAGUCAACAUUA
Messenger RNA from Ictalurus furcatus (blue catfish), 6736 nucleotides. It is a transcript of the gene nhsl3, whose product is annotated as KIAA1522 ortholog. Bases 597 to 4880 code for a protein of 1427 amino acids. NCBI's taxonomy places the organism in Eukaryota, Metazoa, Chordata, Actinopteri, Siluriformes, Ictaluridae. Gene Ontology annotation, biological process: cell differentiation. The record is from RefSeq and is a predicted model, not a curated record. The transcript has 8 exons.